AUGAGUAUAGAAGCAACUUUUUGUGGUUACAUAGAAAAAACUCAAGAUACUUUGUUAAUAUUUGAAGCGUGCAGACGUGGUGUAUUACCAAGAAUAUGUAGACGUCUUCAAGAGAAAGAACGUAAGAUCGUAAAGUCUGGAAGCGUAUUUGUAUUUGAUGAACGCGAGUCUGGAAUAAAAAGCACUAGCAGUAGUGGUAGUGAUAUGGAUUCACAAUCUGAAAGAAAUAAAGAACGUGCUUUGGUUGGUAGUUUAACUAAUUCUUAUAAAUUUAAAAAAGGUGGUUUAAUUAAAAAAACAAUGUCAAUCAUGGUUAAUGGAAUUAGCCAACAUAUGAUCAGUUAUUAUACAAAAGAAGAUGUUUUGGCUGGCCUAUUGAAAACUCCUUCUUCAAUACCUGACUUGGCAAUUUUAGAAAUUGCUCCUGAAUUUUUACAAAAACAAAAUUUUAGAGUGCCUCCUAUGAUAGAAUCCACCUAUGAUCAAGAUAUGGACGGAAUGUCUACUUUUGGAAAACAAAAUGCUAAUUCUUCACAUCAUGGCAUGGUUACAAAACAUGGAAUUGGAGGUACAGUAAGUCCAACAAGACUUUCUAAAAUGGAUUACACAUCAACAUCAUCAUCACGACGUAUUAAACUUGAAUCGGAAAAUUCAAAUUCUUCAGGUGUUGUUGACGGUUAUAGACCUCAAUCAUUUUCCACAAGUUCAUCUGGCUUUCCCCAUUACGCUCACUACGCACCCAACAAUUUAUUAACGAAUCAUUCUAAUCCUCAUGAUGUAUCACCUCUGAUGAGAGGAGGUUAUAUUACUACAAGACCAACUUCCUAUAACGAAUUCCCACCACUUUCUACAACGGCUCAUCAUCAUCACCAUCAUCAACAACAACAACAACAACAACAUUUUCCAAAUCCUCGCGCACUGACUCAUCACAGUACCGACUAUAAUAAUUAUUAUAAUCAUAAUACACAACCUACCACUAAUUGUACCACUCCAACAGCUACCACAACCUCACCAACUACACUAACUCCAAAUAAUUCUAAUAAUACUAAUGGCAAUGGUAAUGGUUCAAAUUCAAUUCAUCAAAUUAAUACACUUAGUCAAGUUCCUUUUUCUCCAAGUAGUAGUACCUCUACUGCAAUUGUUAGUCCAACUAGUGGUAGUAGUGUGAGUCCUUAUACUUCAAGCUAUCCAUCAUACUAUGCACCUUUGAUCAAAACUGACGUCUAUCCAGCCGUGUCUAUGUCUCCUAAUAAUGAAUUAUAUGAUAAUUUUAUGUUCAAGCAAGUAGAUAAUUGGAAUUAA
Entrophospora candida is the source of this 1302-nucleotide messenger RNA. Lineage: Eukaryota; Fungi; Glomeromycota; Glomeromycetes; Entrophosporales; Entrophosporaceae. The record is from the annotation of a GenBank genome assembly.